Molecule: messenger RNA, 882 nt
Organism: Cryptotermes secundus
Lineage: Eukaryota; Metazoa; Arthropoda; Insecta; Blattodea; Kalotermitidae
Product: odorant receptor 49b
Exons: 6
Coding region: 25-882 (285 amino acids)
Biological process (GO): sensory perception of smell; detection of chemical stimulus involved in sensory perception of smell
Cellular component (GO): plasma membrane
Molecular function (GO): olfactory receptor activity; odorant binding
Source: RefSeq, a predicted model, not a curated record
UAAACAUCAAAUAAAGAAGCUAGAAUGGUUUCUGUUUUUCCUGCAUCAGUAAACGAAGAGAAAUAUAUUUUAUCUAAAUUAAAUUCAUUUAAACCACUCCUUAUUUUGCUAAAUGUUAGCGGAAUGUUGCCUUCUCUGACCCAGUUCCGUAUUGUGUCUUCAGCUAUUGAAGAUAUAGACGUUCUGUGUAGACCCGAUCUAGCAGAGGACGAAUGUCACACAUUCUCGGAAGAGACGACACGGAAUAUUGCAGAUACAAAUAUUUCUUCAUGUAGCUCCACUCUUGAUGAUAAAGAGAGAAGUAAUUCGAUUUUAUAUUUGUCUGAAAUGGGAACACAAAAUCCUGCCUUAAGAGGUUACACCUCAACAAUUGACGCUACUAAAAUGAUGGCAAGAUCGUCUUCUACAGUUCAAGAAUUCAGCAGUGAAGUUACUUACCUUAUCAAGUGCAUCAGGUAUCAUCAAAAUCUACUCAAGUUCUGUGUUGAAGUAAACGAUUUUCUGAGUAACGUCCUUUUGUUUGAUCUGAUAAUAUUUCAAAUUUUAAUGUGUCUUCCACCUCUUCAGUUGAUUUUGGGCCAGAACGUCAGCAUGCUGAGGUUUGUUUCCAGUAUUGUUGACACGGGAAUCUGGCCGUUGUUAAUCUGUUUCUGGGGUGAAGCAUUAUCUAACCAGAGUUUGUCGGUACAGAGGGCUGCUUAUGGGUGCAGCUGGUAUAACCGCUCUCAGAGUCUGAAGAAACUCUUGCACUUCUUCAUCAUGCGCUCUAAGAAGCCUGUCAGAAUGACUGCAGGAAAGUUCUACUACAUCUCGCUGGAGACAUUUGCUGAUAUUGAAAACAAGGUGUACGCCUACUUCACACUGCUAAAGAACUCUACGUAA